AUGUCUGGCAAACUCCAGCCAGACAUUGCUGUUCUGCCCACCCAGAACUUUCAAAAACGUCGUACUCCACUUGCUCGCGCAGAAGCAUCUCGUAGACUCCGCACACAAGGACAAGAUGUCAAAACAUCCAAGAGUGUUAAUAUCGCCCUUAAGGAGAUUUCAACUGGUGUUAAUGCACCUACCGUGACUCCAAAAGUUAGGUAAGUCCGAAACUUAUCUUCCAAAUCUGCCUCGCUAUUUCUCUUGAUUUCCAUUGACACAGGUACUAACACCAUAUCAGAGAGCUGCUUAAGGAAUUCAUUCUCUUUCCAGAUCUUGCUGCCGAGCUGAGGAUUAAGAUUUGGGGACUUGUAGCUCGAUCCGAGUCACGCAUCUUUGAGCUAGUGUUCCACCCUCUCACGAAACAAAGCCACCACAUCUUCAAAGUUUCAAAGCAAACCAACCGUGUUCCAGCAAUUAUGGAAACCAACAGGGAGUCGCGAGCAGAGGGAGAACGAAUUUUUGAAAGGAGAAUUUUCUGCAACUGGAGCGACGUUUGUGGCUUUUCCACUUUAGAUACCAUCUAUUUUGGGGAGAGCACAUGCAUUAGAACGGUCGUCGACUUUUUCCAUAUAUUUGGAAAAACGAGACUUCCUAGGAUAGCUAUGCUAUGCACUGAGAAUAUUCACACAAAAUGCGACUGGGACAAUCUCAACCACCUUUUCCUUGCAACAGGUCACGGUGCAAAGUUUAUUCGUGGUGGCUGCACAAAUAUUCAGGCUCUUCAUGGGAUACCGGAAGAAAUUACAUUGAAUGACAUGGUGCCAGGCUCAUAUAGCACCAGAGAAGUCUUCAUUGUGAUUAAGUCAGAAUGUGACCAAUAUGCUGCAGGAACAAUGCCGAAUACACUCAGCUUUCGACCUGCCCUCCAUGACGGCCUAAGGUGGGAUGAUAGGAGAGUGAGAUACAAUUGGACAAUGAACAUCGAUUGCAUCAAUCGUGGCUUCGAUAUCGGGUGUGGGUCAAAUCGAUGGACGAAGAGAAACUGCCCUGAUUUUAAAUUUGUUUCUCUGGCUCCUGAAAUUAACACUCGUAAAGGCCAUAACCUCAAACAUGACGGAAUGAUGGUUUCCAUUCACGAUAUUCAAAAGCUGGUUGCAGAUAGCGGAAAAUUCAUUGCUGAUCUGGAAAAUCGUACGGGCGUUGACAUCCAUUUCCCGAAAGACCUAUGGAAAUACCAAUACACAGCCAUAGGUAUGGGCUCGCAAUCCACAAGCACGAUUGAGUUUGAAAUCGGCUUGUACAAUGGUACUCAUGAAGCAAUUGAAAAAUGCAAGGAAGAGAUCCAGGUAAAGAUAUGUCGGCAUACCCAUACCAACCGAAGCACUCAUCUUAAUUCCUGCUGACUGUUUUUUAGCUUGUUCCAUGGCACGAGAUCCCUAAAGAAAAUUGA
Sclerotinia trifoliorum is the source of this 1432-nucleotide messenger RNA. Lineage: Eukaryota; Fungi; Ascomycota; Leotiomycetes; Helotiales; Sclerotiniaceae. The record is from the annotation of a GenBank genome assembly.